Molecule: messenger RNA, 294 nt
Organism: Staurois parvus
Lineage: Eukaryota; Metazoa; Chordata; Amphibia; Anura; Ranidae
Source: the annotation of a GenBank genome assembly
CUGAUCUAGCAGGAUGCAGGACCCCUAACCUCUGUCUUAACAGUGCUGAUUGGCCCUGUGCUGAUCACAUGCACUUUCCCAAGAAAAAAAACCUUUCUAGCAAUAUACACCAAACUGAUCAUGUAUAGAGUGACUUCACACAAUAAGUCUUAUCAGGAGAAGGGGAGGAUCAGAGAAGUCAGAAUCAAACAGCGUUUUUACACAAUGCAGAGGAUUACCUCCUUAGGUUCCACAAUGAGUAUAACAAGCAUGCUUUACUGCAUAUACACACUGAUUUUACUGUUGUGGGUUUAG